Messenger RNA from Neofelis nebulosa (Clouded leopard), 910 nucleotides. RefSeq names its product copper transport protein ATOX1-like. The transcript has a single exon. Gene Ontology annotation, cellular component: cytosol. Gene Ontology annotation, biological process: copper ion transport. The record is from RefSeq and is a predicted model, not a curated record. Gene Ontology annotation, molecular function: metal ion binding; copper chaperone activity. The coding region runs from base 261 to 467 and encodes 68 amino acids. Lineage: Eukaryota; Metazoa; Chordata; Mammalia; Carnivora; Felidae.
GGGCUUGGGUGGCUCAGCAGAUUAAGUGUUAAGUGUCUGACUCUUGGUCUUGCCCAUGUCAUGAUCUCACAGUUCGGGAGAUUGAGCCCCACGUUGGACUCCGUGCUGACAUUGCAGAGUCUGCUUGGGAUUCUCUCUCUGCCCCUCCUCUACCCAUGUGUUCUCUCUCCCUCAACAUAAAGAAAUAAACUUAAAAAAAAAAAUAGUGCAAGGGAGAGAGCCAGCAGAGGCGUCGCGUCGCUACCACCACAUCCACAGUCAUGCUGAAACACGAGUUGUUUGUGGACAUGACCUGUGAAGGCUGCUCCAGUGCAGUCAGUCGGGUGCUCAAUAAGCUGGGAGGAGUUGAGUUUGGCCUUGACCUGCCUAACGAGAAGGUUUGCGUCAACUCUGAGCACAGCGUGGAUCUUCUGCUGGAGACCCUGGGAAAAACAGGACAAGCUGUUUCCUACCUCGGCCCCAAGUAGUGAGGGCCUGGACCCUGGGCCCAAGAUGGAGCAAAGCGGGCAGGCCGCUGAUCCUCUCCUGCCUUCCCGACAGACCUGGGCCUGGCAGUCCUACUUAGCAGUGGGAGUUCCUACAGAGACCCUCACUUGCCCUGCUCCUCCCUAGCGUCCCUGCAAUAAAAUCGAGCCACUUUGGUUGUAAGUGUUUAAAAAAAAAAAAAAAUAGUGCAAGGGCAAUUAAUUGUGCAAGGCAUUUAUUUUAUUAAGGGUAGAAAAUAUUUCCGUAGAUUGAUAAUGUGAUAGAUGAUUAACUUGGAUCAUGUUAUAGAUGAUUCAUUGCCUCCUUAGUUAAGGCAACAAGUCCUUUAUGAGAUUCAACCCUAGCUGGUAUACUUAGAAUGGUAAUUUUUUUUUUUUUAAGUUUAUUUAUUUUGAGAGAGUGAGAGAGCACGUGGGAGCAGGGA